Mus pahari (shrew mouse) is the source of this 1133-nucleotide messenger RNA. RefSeq names its product androgen dependent TFPI regulating protein (gene Adtrp). Bases 242 to 934 code for a protein of 230 amino acids. NCBI's taxonomy places the organism in Eukaryota, Metazoa, Chordata, Mammalia, Rodentia, Muridae. The record is from RefSeq and is a predicted model, not a curated record. The transcript has 6 exons. Gene Ontology annotation, cellular component: endomembrane system; membrane.
UUGAAAUGGGUGCAAACUGUCAGGUUAUCUAAAUGCGUCUAUCUCAAGAUUUCCUCCCACACUUAUAAGAGAAGGUGCCUAAGUAAGAGAGAGAGAGACAAAGUCCAGCUUGUGUUGAAAUGCUCAUUCCCAGAGGGCUUUGUUUCUACAGCUUUCCAGCCUGAACAGAGAGCAGCUGUGACACCCAGGACUCGGAGUGAACGCAGAGCAGGUGCCACCGUCGCUCCGAUCCACAGAAGCCAUGACUAAAACAACCACGUGCGUGUACCACUUUCUUGUUCUGAACUGGUACAUUUUCCUCAAUUAUCACAUCCCACAGAUUGGAAGGGAUGAGGAGAAGCUAAAGGAAUUCCACGACGGUGGGCGAUCCAAGUACUUGACACUCCUUAAUCUGCUCUUGCAGGCCAUUUUCUUUGGGGUCGCCUGCCUGGACGAUGUACUGAAAAGAGUCAUCGGAAGGAAAGACAUCAAGUUCGUCACAUCCUUCAGAGAUCUGCUCUUUACCACAUUGGCUUUUCCUAUAUCCACGUUUGUGUUCUUGGUAUUCUGGACUCUCUUUCACUACGACCGGAACCUCGUUUACCCCAAGGGCUUGGACGAUUUCUUCCCAGCAUGGGUUAACCACGCAAUGCAUACCUCCAUAUUUCCCUUUUCGCUGUUUGAAACCAUUCUCAGACCACACCACUACCCAUCGAAGAAGCUAGGACUUGCCUUGCUGGGUGCUUGUAAUUUUGCCUACAUCAUCAGGAUCCUGUGGCGCUACGUUCAGACUGGAAACUGGGUGUACCCCGUGUUUGCCUCCCUCAGCCCGCUGGGUAUUAUCCUCUUUUUCUCAGCCACUUACGUCCUGAGUGCCGGCAUCUACUUGUUUGGAGAGAAGAUCAAUCACUGGAAAUGGGGUGCCAUAGCGAAGCCACAGAUGAAGAAGAAUUGACUACAUACCAUUUUCCAAGAGCCAUGGAAGAAGGAAGUUAAGAACUGGUCAUCUUUCUAUUAUUCUCACAUUAUCAUUGUUUCUUUUUGGAUCAGGGGUGGACUUGCUUGGGGAGAUAGAAAGGACGGAGAGUGCUGCAUAGUUUUAAUAAAGAGUAUAAAGGGAGCUUCGCUUGGGAUCUCUUGGUUUUCUAAAAGGC